AUGGCGUCCCAUCAGCUGGCUAUCGCAAAAGCCUCCUUUUCAGCCGGACUACUACGUCCCGAUCCCACCUCCGUCUCGCGCGACGAAAUCACAGCCUUCCAUUCCGCGCUCGACCAAGCGCUUUCGCAUUGUUCCUAUACCAACAUCCAGAAUUGCAAAUCAUGGCUUCUCAACUACGUCGUUUCGUCUUCCAAUCGCGUCGGGGUUUGGGCCAAGUACCUGGUCGCUUUAUCCGGCUCGCUCGCUACCGAUUACGGCAAGCCGUCCAAAACCUCAGAGAAGAGGAAGAGAUUACACAUUCUCUAUCUCCUCAACGACCUCUUCCACCAUACCAAAUACCAUCUAGAGUCGACGGCGGCUUUUUCGACCUUGACCGGCUCCUGUCAACCCUAUAUCGUUGACCUGUUGGGUUACGCUGCGUCGUACAAUCGGGAGAAGAACCCUAAACACCACCGACGGCUCGAUGAUCUUCUGGAUAUCUGGGCGGAGAAUGGAUAUUACGGUGCAGACUAUGUCAGCAAGCUGCGGGAGGUGGUGAAGAACUCGGCCGUGUCUGGUCCAGUGAAGACGUCCAUUGGCGUGGAGAAUAACAAUACCGACACAGCGAACCAGAAACAGGUCUCUGGAAAAGAGGUACCAUUCGUCAUGCCGUCGACGCAUGGCGAUCCUACCACUCCUUACUAUGACCUACCGGCCGGCAACUUGGUUCCGCACAUUAUACCGAACUCAACAAUCCCACUCCGACCCGAGUCGAUUAAACCACUUCAAUUCCUGGCAGGUCCUGCAGACGAGAAAUUGGUGUCAGCACUCAAGGUGUUCAUGAAGGAUGUAAAUCAGAUAUACGAGUUAGAGAAACCAGAACCCAAGAACGACGACGAAGUGGUCGACAUUGACGAGCUGGGACAAACGGUGAUUCGAGAUGCGACGACUGGCGAGAUAAUAACUGGUGAAACGUACUACGGCUGGUCACGCUCGUUCUGUGAGCAAAUGAAGAAGAGGAAUAUCAAUAACACAAGAUACUCCCGAAGUCGAAGUCGGAGUUGGAGUCGGAGUGUCAGCCGCAGUGUCAGUCGCAGCCAGACUCCUCCGAGGCGGAGACGCUACAGUGACAGCCCAGGAAGCGAAGAUGGUCGACGGCGGCGACAAUCCCCCAGAUCCGAGAGUCGGUCGCCCGUUGGUCGACGAGGCGGGCCUGGCAACCGACGGUCAGAUUCGCGGUCAGCAAGCCCUCCAACAAGACGCCAAUCUUCACGCGAGAGAUCCUACUCUCCUCCACCAUCCACUGGUCCUCGAUCAUCAUUCCCUCCGCCAUUCAAACGCAAGCCGUUUCCCAAUGUAGCCCCUCCAUCAGCAGCAGCAGCAGCUCCUCCGCCGCCGCCGAUGCACCAGAAUGGUUUCCCACCAAGCCAAUUCCCAGUCACAGGAAUGCCACUUCCGACUCCUCCGCCAAAUUAUCAAGGCGCAUGGCCUCCGCCUCCGCCGAUGCCAGGAAUGCCGGGGAUGAUGCCGAAUUCUGCUGCUUUUCCGUCGCCGUUCCCAUUGCAAGGGGGUGGUCAUUUUCCUCCUAUUCAUAUGGGAGGCGGAGCGCCUAGUGCUCCGGUGUCGCUACCGCCGGGUUCGUAUCAUUUUCCGCCGCCGCACUCAGGGUCGGGUUCGAAUCCGGGGUAUCCGAAUCAGCAGGGAUGGGGACAACAGGGUGGUGGUAAUCGCGGUGGACGUGGAUGGCGGUGA
Molecule: messenger RNA, 1731 nt
Organism: Aspergillus ruber CBS 135680
Lineage: Eukaryota; Fungi; Ascomycota; Eurotiomycetes; Eurotiales; Aspergillaceae
Product: RNA polymerase II-binding domain-containing protein
Exons: 2
Coding region: 1-1731 (576 amino acids)
Biological process (GO): intracellular calcium ion homeostasis
Cellular component (GO): perinuclear region of cytoplasm
Source: RefSeq, a predicted model, not a curated record